Messenger RNA from Ipomoea nil (Japanese morning glory), 1008 nucleotides. RefSeq lists its product as uncharacterized. Gene Ontology annotation, molecular function: nucleic acid binding; RNA-DNA hybrid ribonuclease activity. Bases 1 to 1008 code for a protein of 335 amino acids. The transcript is spliced from 2 exons. The record is from RefSeq and is a predicted model, not a curated record. Lineage: Eukaryota; Viridiplantae; Streptophyta; Magnoliopsida; Solanales; Convolvulaceae.
AUGAAAAUACCUGUCUCCUCGGAUUAUGAAGACUCUUGGUACUGGCAUGGGGACCGCAAUGGUUGUUACACUGUGAAGAAUGGCUACAAGCGCAUUAUUGGGAAUUAUGAGUCUAAUAGUAAUGGGGCUUUUGAUAAAUGGCUUACCUUGUGGCAGCUAAAAAUACCUCCAAAGUGGAAGACUUUUUUAUGGAGAGCUAUAAGUGAUAUCCUCUCCACUACUAAUAAUUUGAUUAUAAAGAGGGUGGAUGUUGAUCCAAUUUGUGCCAUGUGUGGAAUCAUUCAUGAAGACACUAUGCACCCAUUGGUUUUGUGUGGUUAUGCAACUACUAUUCUAUAUCAUAUCUGGAGGGCGUGGAACGGAGUGGUUUGGGAUGCGUGUCUACCAUUGCCCAGGAAAAUACUUGCCACGACGACAGCCACCUUGCACGCAUGGAGGAAAGUUCACGAUGUAAUGCCCAACACACCGCUGACCGCUGCCUCGGCCGAAGGACUGCCGGCUGCCUCCACGGCCGGACUGCCGCCUUUCGCCGCUCCAGAUCACGCAACCGCACUGUAUCAUCGAAGAUGCUACGUCGACGUCGAUUAUCGCUAUGCCACAAACUCGGCCACGGUUGGAGUAAUAUUGCUCGAUGCGAAUGGUGGAUAUAUCUCGGCAUACAGCGCCCCCCUUCCAAACUGUUUUUCACCACUUAUAGCCGAAGCAUUUGCGGCAAAGGAGGCACUAUCUUGGCUACAUGCUCGUGGAGAGCAGUCUGUUCGUCUAUACACAGACUGUCAUACACUGCAGUGCUAUCUAUCUUCGUCAGAUGACCCGCCCCGAACUUAUAUUGGUUAUGUUAUUGAUAGUUGCAAGACUUACAUCUCGACAUUUCAUGCCUACUCAGUUCUUUUUAUUCCUAGAUCGCAGAAUUAUUUAGCACAUAUUUUAGCUUCUACUGCUUUUGAACAGGCUACGACUAUGUAUUGGGACUCCGUCCUUCCUGACUCUAUUUCAGCUUAUAUCUAA